GAGACUUAAAACACCAUGUCAUCCCAUCUCAUUCGUGAUUUCCAUUCCAAUUUCUCGCAAUUUGAACUUUGGGCAUCAUGAGACAUCCGGCAAGAACACUAGGAUGCCUCUCAAUCCUCAGCGCGCAAGUGCUGGGGAAAAUAACUUUUCCCGACUGCACCGGCGGGCCAGAGAUCUUAACGACCAACCUUGUCUGUGACACGACUGCUAGCCCUUUAGAAAGAGCUGCAGCAUUGAUAAGUGCCUGGAAUAUAACAGAGAAAUUAGGUAACCUCGUAGACAAGAGUCUCGGAGCGCCUCGUCUCGGACUAGGUGCGUACGAUUGGUGGAACGAAGCUCUCCAUGGCGUCGGGUGGUCUCCUGGAGUUGCGUUCGCACCUUCGGGCGAGUUUUCGCAUGCGACUUCUUUCGCUAGCCCGAUCCUGUUGUCAGCCGCCUUCGACAAUGACUUGGUUCAUGCCGUAGCCGAAGCUAUUAGUACGGAAGCUCGAGCAUAUAGCAAUUUUGGGCACGCAGGACUUGACUACUGGACCCCGAACAUCAACCCUUAUAAAGACCCAAGAUGGGGCCGUGGAUCAGAGACACCAGGUGAAGACCCUUUCCGCAUCAAGGGGUACGUCAAAGCUUUGAUAGAUGGCCUACAGGGCAAGGAGAACAUCACUAAAGUCAUCGCAACGUGCAAGCAUUACGCCGCUUACGACUUAGAAUAUUGGGGAGGAAUAAAGAGAUAUGAAUUCGAUGCGAUUGUCGGGAUGCAAGAUCUGGUAGAGUAUUAUCUCCCUCCGUUCCAGCAGUGUGCGAGGGAUUCCAAAGUUAAGUCAAUCAUGUGUUCCUACAACGCCAUCAACGGGACUCCCGCUUGCGCGUCAACAUAUUUGAUGGGGACCGUUCUCCGAGAUUUUUGGGAGUGGAAUGAUGAGAGUCAAUACAUCACCAGCGACUGUAACGCCAUUCUAAACUUUCACGAAGACCAUAAUUACACGACCACCGCAGCACAAUCAGCUGCGAUAUCUUUGAUAUCUGGAACGGAUAGCAUAUGUGAAGUCGGUUCUAAUACGGACGUUGCUGGAGCAUGGGACCAAACGCUACUGCCGGAAGAGGUGAUCGAUAAAGCUCUUCAACGCAUGUACGAGGGACUUAUCCGCGCAGGAUUCUUCGAUCCCGCUGAUGCGACUCCGUAUCGAUCCUUAUCCUGGAACGACGUCAAUACCCCUGAGCACCAAGCCCUGGCCGUUCGUUCCGCCGCCGAAGCAAUUGUGCUCAAGAAGAACGAUGGCAUUUUACCCCUGAAAGUUGAUAAUGGGACUUCCAUCGCCCUUAUCGGUUUUUGGGCGGACGGCCUGAGUCUGGCCAUGCUCGGCGGAUAUGCUGGGCUCCCUCCCUACAUCCGAGGACCAGUACAAGCGGCGCAGAAUCUCGGCUUCCAGAUCGCAAAUGCCACCGGACCAAUCAAGCAGAACGCCUCAGAUACCGACACGUGGACCGAGGCCGCGCUGGAAGCUGCUAAUAAAUCAGAUAUCGUGAUAUACUUCGGUGGUAACGACAUGACAGUAGAAGCGGAAGAGCUUGACCGAUUCUCUAUCGCCUGGCCCAGCGCCCACUUAGCUUUGAUCGAGAAGCUCAGCAAACUGGACAAGCCGUUCAUUAUCGUUGAGCUAGGAGACCAGAAUGACGACUCUUCGCUUCUAGGUGACGAUAAUGUCUCUGCUAUAUUAUGGGCCGGAUUCCCCGGGCAAGAUGGAGGGACCGCUGUGUUUGAUAUCUUGACUGGCAAGACUGCGCCGGCCGGUCGAUUGCCUGUCACAUUGUACCCCGCAGAAUACGUUGACCAAGUCCCGAUGACUGACAUGAGCCUCCGGCCGAGUGACACAAGCCCCGGCAGGACGUACAAAUGGUAUGACAAUGCGGUACUACCCUUCGGGUUCGGACUGCACUACACUACCUUUAAACCCUCAUUCGGACCCGAUGCCUUUUCCGCCAAGACAUACGACAUCAGCGAGCUUCUCGAUGCUUGUAACGCGAAGUACUUGGACCUCUGCCCAUUUGAAACAGUGGGUAUCUCCGUCGAGAACACCGGCAACGUGACUUCGGACUUCGUUGCUCUAGCAUUCUUGUCCGGAGAAUAUGGGCCAGCUCCGCAUCCUAUCAAGGAACUGGCCGCGUACGCCCGUGUUAAAGAAGUGAAGCCCGGAGAAACGAAGGAGGCCAAGUUAGGGUUAACAUUAGGGGACCUUGCACGCGUAGAUGAAAAGGGGAACACUAUCUUGCACCCGGGGACUUACAACUUCUUGCUUGACGUGCCAACACAAGCUACGAUUAGCUUCGAGUUGACUGGGGAGCCGGACGUGCUCAUCGAGUUCCCACAACCUCCGGCCGACCUAGGGGAAGGCAAUGGGCAUGAGAAGUACACGCCAAAAUGACAUGCUUGAGAUAAUUAGAUGCUACAUCACCUAAGAUCAAGGGAAUGGCUCAGCUACAUGUUGUUAAUUAUUUACCUAACUAGGAUUGCAUGGUGCUAAACAAGAGGUCAUAGAACAGUUUAGAUCCUCAGCCUUGAACGCUAUUCCUUACGUAAUUGAUUAUUCCGUAGCCAACCACA
Molecule: messenger RNA, 2599 nt
Organism: Annulohypoxylon truncatum
Lineage: Eukaryota; Fungi; Ascomycota; Sordariomycetes; Xylariales; Hypoxylaceae
Product: glycoside hydrolase family 3 protein
Exons: 2
Coding region: 78-2420 (780 amino acids)
Biological process (GO): xylan catabolic process; arabinan catabolic process
Cellular component (GO): plant-type cell wall
Molecular function (GO): xylan 1,4-beta-xylosidase activity; alpha-L-arabinofuranosidase activity
Source: RefSeq, a predicted model, not a curated record